AUGAGAGUAUUUCUGAUUCAACUGGCAAACAAAAGAUGGACACUCUACUCUGAGAAGUCAGAGUUUUUGAUAAAGUCUACCAUUGACUUUAGCUCGAGUUCUUCGGGUGCAGCUGCUACACUAGACAAACCAGGAAGAAUAUCAAAGAUGAUACAAUUCCUAAAGGAUAAAGCAUCAGAGUCUAAGCAAGAGAUUGACAAUGCUGUUGAAGGUCAAGGUAUAAAAGGUAAAAUGAAGCAAUUACUUCGUAAACUAGAUGAGAGAAUACAUCCUGAAGAAUCUAUAAUGAUAACAUUUCAUAAAAUAAAUGAUGAUAAUCUUUUUAUUAAACACAAUACUGAACAACAUCACAAAGUAAAUCCAUUGUUAGAUCAUCACCAUCACCAUCAUAAGAAUAAUACACAGUUGGCAAUUCAACAGUUUCACGAGAGACAACAAAGACCUGUGUUUACUAUUAACUAUCCUGUGGCGUUGGGUGAUAGACGUGCAAUGAGAUACACUCAUAUCGUGGUGAGACAACGUGUUCAAUAUCAUAAGUUUUGGGCAGGUGUAAAUCUGGCGUUGAUUCCACUGACUGCAGCGGCAACCAUUCUACCGGGACCUAAUGUAUUUCUCGCUUGGAAUCUUUACAGACUCUAUAGUCACUUGAUGGCUGUAAAAGGUGGAUUGAAUUUAAUGCGUGUAUCACAACAACACAACAAAAUACUCUACAAAGAACACCAACAACUCGAUAACUCAAUCUUUAACAACAAACAAUCGAUUGACCAACUAUCUACACACGCUAAAAUACCUGGUCUAUUUGAAUUUAUUAAAAGAAUAGAAGAUUGUGAAAACAAACCAAUUUUAAAUAAUAAUAAUAAUAAUAAUAAUAAUAAUAAUAAUAAUAAUAAUAAUAAUUCCACAACAUCUACAUCGACAUCAACAACAAAUACAUCUUCAACAACCACUACAACUUCAACAACCACAUCUUCAAAGCCCGAAUCAACAACAUUAACUAACUAA
Messenger RNA from Heterostelium album PN500, 1002 nucleotides. Its product is annotated as mitochondrial K+-H+ exchange-related family protein. Bases 1 to 1002 code for a protein of 333 amino acids. NCBI's taxonomy places the organism in Eukaryota, Evosea, Eumycetozoa, Acytosteliales, Acytosteliaceae. The record is from RefSeq and is a predicted model, not a curated record. Gene Ontology annotation, biological process: proton transmembrane transport; potassium ion transport. Gene Ontology annotation, cellular component: mitochondrial inner membrane. The transcript has 2 exons.